Penicillium oxalicum is the source of this 1920-nucleotide messenger RNA. RefSeq names its product NAPDH-dependent diflavin reductase (gene tah18). The record is from RefSeq and is a predicted model, not a curated record. The transcript is spliced from 4 exons. Gene Ontology annotation, molecular function: NADPH-hemoprotein reductase activity; flavin adenine dinucleotide binding; FMN binding. NCBI's taxonomy places the organism in Eukaryota, Fungi, Ascomycota, Eurotiomycetes, Eurotiales, Aspergillaceae. The coding region runs from base 1 to 1920 and encodes 639 amino acids. Gene Ontology annotation, cellular component: cytosol.
AUGGCUGCACGGGAUACCGAUCAGAAACGAUCGGUGCUGAUUCUGUAUGGCACAGAGACUGGCAAUGCGCAGGAGGUGGCGGAGGAGCUGGGUGCUAUGACAGAACGGCUUAGAUUUGCGACGCAUCUAUCGGAAAUGAACCAGGCUAAACCUGAUGCGCUUUCGUCGUACACUCUUACUAUUCUCGUGGUUUCGACGACUGGACAAGGUGACUUGCCAGCCAAUGCCAGAUCGUUUUGGAAGUCGCUCUUAUUGAAGAAGCUACCGCCAACAUUUCUGAAUGGAGUCGAUUUUGCGGUGUUUGGAUUGGGAGACACCUCGUAUCCUAAGUUUAAUUGGGCAGCUCGGAAACUGUACAAGCGGCUGCUGCAACUUGGUGCAAACGAUAUUUACCCAACUGGGGAAGCAGAUCAGCAACAUCCUGAAGGUCUUGAGGCCACCUUCAUACCAUGGAUGACAGGUUUCAAAAAACAUCUGAUGGACAGGCAUCCACUUCCGCUUGGCCAGCAUCCUAUUCCUGAUAAUGUCCAAUUGCCUCCAAAAUGGGUAUUGCAAUGCGAUUCAUCUGCGAAUUCCUCACCAGCGGUAAUACCUCAGGCCCAAGGACACUUGACUGCAUCAGAUGGCUCUUCUGGACCAACUCAUCUGGAUCAUGAUAUCCGGCCUCUCCCCGAGACAAUGACGGCAACCUUGGUCCAGAAUGAGCGUGUCACACCGCAGAAGCAUUGGCAAGACGUCCGCCGGAUAAGUCUCACUGUGCCGGAGUUUUCCCAGUACUCACCUGGUGACAUGAUCGCCAUAACGCCCAAAACAUCGCCUGCGGAUGUUCAGAGCUUUAUCGAUCUGAUGGACUGGGGUGACCAAGCCGACAAACUUGUCACUCUGCGCGCGGCAGGAAAUAUCCUUGGCCCAUCACCUAUACCCGGCUUGGAGGCCUACCCCAACCUCACCCUUCGCUCUCUCCUAAGAGACUAUCUUGAUAUCAAAGCCAUUCCGCGACGGUCCUUUUUUUCCUCUAUUGCCCACUACACAGAGGACAGCAUGCAAAAGGAGCGACUUCUGGAAUUCACCAACCCCGAAUAUAUCGACGAGCUGUGGGACUACACGAGCCGGCCGCGGCGCAGCAUCCUCGAAGUUUUGCACGAAUUUGAUACUGUCAAAAUCCCUUGGCAGCAUGCAGUGUCCGUUUUACCCAUCAUGCGAGCUCGUCAGUUCAGUAUAGCAAGUGGCGGAGAGCGCAAACGAACAAAGGAUGGCAAGACACAAUUUGAACUUCUCAUUGCGAUUGUCAAGUACCAGACUGUCAUCAAACGAAUUCGCGAGGGUGUAUGCACCAAAUACCUCUCGACGCUCCAACCUGGAAGUACUCUACGCAUUCAAUUACAGUCGGGUGGGCUCAAUUCAUCUAUACAACAGCUCACGGGCGCGACAGUCCUCAUCGGGCCAGGCACCGGUAUCGCUCCUCUUCGUUCCAUGCUAUGGGAAAAGGCAGCUCUGAUCCAAGCGUUUCGGGAGCAGAACCCGGGUGUUGGACCCCCGGUCGGCCCUACGGUUCUUCUCUACGGAGGGCGUAAUCGCACCGCGGAUUUCUUCUACGACGAAGAGUGGGAGGAGCUGAGCAAAGUAAUUCCUCUUCAGGUGCUGACUGCCUUCUCGCGUGAUCAGCAACAGAAAUUCUAUGUCCAGGACGUAGUUCGACAGAAUCUCUCACUGUUCUAUCGCAUGCUGCAUGACCUGCAAGGUUCUGUCUAUAUCUGUGGCUCUUCUGGCCGUAUGCCGCAAGCUGUGCGAGAAACACUCAUUGAAGCGUUCGCAGAGGGCGGUACACCCGAGACUGGUCAAGCAUUCACUCGAGCUCAAGCAGAAGAAUACCUCGUCGGGAUGGAGAAGAGUGGACGAUACAAACAAGAAACGUGGUAG